Ogataea philodendri is the source of this 381-nucleotide messenger RNA. RefSeq lists its product as uncharacterized. The record is from RefSeq and is a predicted model, not a curated record. Bases 1 to 381 code for a protein of 126 amino acids. Gene Ontology annotation, cellular component: mitochondrion. The transcript has a single exon. Lineage: Eukaryota; Fungi; Ascomycota; Pichiomycetes; Pichiales; Pichiaceae. Gene Ontology annotation, biological process: mitochondrial respirasome assembly.
AUGACUCCGUUCGAAAAGAUCCUGUUCCGGUCCAAACAGCAGCCGCUUGUUCCCUUAGGGUGCUUGGGCACCUGUGUUGCGGUCGCUCUUGCUGCGAAAGGUGUGCGGACAGGCAACGCCAGAAGCGCCCAGAAAUGGUUCCGGUGGCGUGUGGGCUUACAAGGACUGACCGUGGUGGCGCUUGUGGCCGGAUCGUUCUACUUUGACCGCUCUUUCAGAGAAAACAAGUCUGAGCAGGAACUGGCCAUUGAGAAGGCCAGAAUGAGAGAAAAACUGUGGGUCGAGGAGCUCGAGCGCCGCGACGAGGAAAUGAAAGAGAGACAGAGACGCGCAGAUAUCGCCAGAAAGCGCAAGGAGGAGCUUGCCAAGGGCGACAACUAG